UUUUAUGACAGUUAAGUCGACUAUUGAACGAAAUUAAACGCGAUUGGGAAUUUUGGUCAUCAGAAAGCGAACAGAUGAUUAUUUUUAAUUUCGCCAAUUGUGGAAGAAUUUAUACAAUUUUUUAUACAAUUUGCUUAAUAGGAACAUUAGUAACUUAUUUACUAAUGUCAGUGGUGCCACAAUUUCUCGACAUUGUUUUACCUUUAAAUGAAACGCGUACAAAAAAAUUGCCAUAUCAAAUGUAUUAUUUUGCCGAUUAUUCCGAUGACUAUUUUAAUUGGGUUAUGUUACAUAUUUCAUUUAAUGCCAUUUUGGAAAUGUGCAUUCUCAUUGGUUCUGAAUCAAUUUUGGCAGUUUUUACCGAACAUGCCUGUGCAUUAUUUCAAAUAAUUGGUGUACAAUUGAAAAAAAUUAAUAGCAACCAAAGUGAAAGUUACAACAUAAAAGCUGUGAUUUUUUGCAUUGAACAACAUAAUCGAGCGAUUGAAUUGUGCAGUAUCAUCGAAUCCCUAUUCAGUCCUUGCUUUUUUUUCGUAGUCGGACUAAAUGCGAUAUUAAUUUCUACUUCAUUAAUUCAGUUUGUUGAAAAUAUGAAUAAAUUUGAUAUUGCUAUGAGAUUUGGAGCAUUCACUGCAGCUUCAAUUGCUCAUCUCUUUCUAAACAGUUUUCCUGCACAAAGAUUAAUGGAUUCCAGUGCUAAUCUUGCAGAUAAUCUUUACGAUAGUUAUUGGUAUCAAAUGCCGGCGAAAUUAAGAAAACUUUUAUUACUAAUUAUGAUGAGAAGUCGAAUUCCAUGUAAAUUAACUGCUGGAAAAAUGUUAAAUUUAUCAUUGAGGAGUGUUUGUUCAGUAAGAUUAUUAUAAAAAUGAAACUUUAUUAUUUUUAAUUUUUCGGUUAUUUUUUUUCCUAUUAUUCCAUUCU
Molecule: messenger RNA, 921 nt
Organism: Leptopilina heterotoma
Lineage: Eukaryota; Metazoa; Arthropoda; Insecta; Hymenoptera; Figitidae
Product: putative odorant receptor 85d
Exons: 6
Coding region: 75-863 (262 amino acids)
Biological process (GO): detection of chemical stimulus involved in sensory perception of smell; sensory perception of smell
Cellular component (GO): plasma membrane
Molecular function (GO): olfactory receptor activity; odorant binding
Source: RefSeq, a predicted model, not a curated record